AUGAAGCGACUCCGACACUGCCGAGCGGCGUGCCUCGGAACCCCUGAACGCCGACACGGAAAGGGAGGCCGAAGGAGAGUGCCUUCUCUCUCGUCUUUCCUCGGUUCGCUUUUCUCUCUGCUCCUCUUGGUCAGUGUCCACGUACCAGUUCCGGCUUCUUGCGACACACCCUCAGUCAGUGAACUGGACGCCGUAACAGUCGAAGAAGCUGAGGAACCGACAGUGGAGCCGCGGCGCCUCUACGUUCCGCGACCGUCGAAUCCGGACUACGGCCGAGAAGCUCCUAAGAUCGCCGGGGCUCCCCUCAUCCUUGCCGACGACUGGCCGUACAUUUUCGACGGCGUCGCUCCCGAGGCAGCUUCGCCUGCCUCGCCGUCCUCUGCGUCGAAAGAUCCCCGCGCUGCUGGCGAAACAAGGGACGAAACGGAGAGCGAACCAAACAGCUGCGCGCUCUUUGUCUGGGCCCACACGCUGUCUCCGCGGCCGACGCUCCUCGUCCGAGACAAGGAGCCCGUCGAGUGGAGCGAACUGUGGCACUACUUUCUGCGUGAGUUGCAGCGCCGCGGCGAGUUCGACACCCUGGUGCUUCUUGCCCCUGACGCCCACAACCGCCAGGACGGGGGCAUUCGCCGACUGCACACCUACGCCGCCUGGCUGGCCAGGAAGGCAAGACUCCUCCUCGCGCGUCUCCUGGUGAACGGGGCACAGACGCCGCCUUCAGACGGAGAAGACGGCAAGGCAGGCCCGAGGCAGGGACGACCCGCGGGAGAGAAGAAGCGGCCCGCGCCGGAGCCGGCGGCGGCAAAGGUGCCUGGUGCCGACGCUGCGGAGGGCCGAGGGACGGGGAACCCAGGCGCCUCGACGAAGCCGGCCACGCUGUCAGUGCACGCGGCAGCGCCGGCAGCCAAGGCCGACGGGCCGAAGCGCGAGGGCCGACGCCCCGCGGUCGGCGAGGGCGCGGAGACGCUUCAGGCGACGCUGGAGGCGUCCCCUGUGCCUCCGGAGGGGGCAAGCAAAGCGGCGAAUCGCGAGAAAGGCGAGGCGACGCCAGAGGACGGUCUGACCGCGGCCGAGCGCGAAUGGCUCUCGCCGUUCACGAAGCCGACUUGGCGUCGGUGUUCCGAGGUUCACCUUUUUCUGCUCGGGAAGGGCGUCGGCGGUCUCGCGCUUCGGCUGAUGGCGGCGCCGAGCGAAGAUCUUUGGGCACCGGCAUCCGCUGAGGAGGAGCAAGAGAUGUUGCGUUUCCACGCGUUCCUCGGUUCGCAUGCGGCGGGGCUCUCCCGAGGGUCUGCGGGGUCCGCUCGCGUUGCCCUGCGGUCAGUCGUGACCGUGAACACGUUAAACGCCGGCUCGGCCGGCCGCCCGUUUCCGCGGAAGAAUCCGCUGACGGAAGCGUUCCUGUGGAACGCCCCGGUCGCUGCGCGCUUGACGCCGGGAAGCAUGCUGAGCGCGCUCUUGGGCGCGGGGUUUUUGAAGGAGCUCAUGCACGGCGACGCCGACCGCCUUCUCUGCAACCUCGCGCAGCAAGAGAAACACACGUACGCGCACCGCGACCGCACCGGUUCGCUGCUCUCGCGCACUGACGCCGUGCUGUUUUACGGACAUCUCGACGACAAAGCGCGUCUCGCGCCGGCGAGUGUGUUGGGCAUUUGGGACCCCGUGCUUCUCGACUCGGUCGGCGUGGAGGUGCUCGCGAGGUCGCCUGAGGAGCAGAACCACUACCGCUUCAUCGACGUGGCGCAGUCUCCGAGCAACCUGCUGGGCGUGGACGCGCCCGGGCGCGACGCGGGUCGCAGAGCGUGGACAAGAGAGAGCGACGCAGUUCUUGACGCCCCGCAAAAUACUGCAGGCGGAUCAGAACGUGCGCCGGGCGGGGGCGGAAGGGACGCCGCAGACCGGCCCUCAGGCAGACGUUCGCGCGCCGCGCAACCGUGGACGGACCACCAGCGGCCAGUGAUCCCCCGGUUCCAGAAGAGUCUCCUCGUGUUUGAUCGAAAUGUGUGCAAAGUGUUGCCGAGGAAAAAGCUGUACGAGGCGACGCUCCAGCUCUUGGAGCUCGUCAACGAACACCAGCAGCCCGCGCCCUUCGUCCCUCUCCGGUUUGGCCGCCUCACAAACUACGCGACGCUGUUUGUGCAGGGGGAGAAGAUCAAGCGCCGCGGAGCCUUCUACUUGGGUCGGCGACGCGUGAACUUUGACGUCAACAAGUGGUGCCUGCUGCAUGCAGCAGUCCGCAGUCUGCAGACGCGCGCGGCGAUCGAGGCCACAGAGUUCGACAACGACAAGUCCGUCCCGCCGCAAGACUGGUACCUUCCUGCUGACGACAAGAAGACAAAGUGGACUUGA
Molecule: messenger RNA, 2346 nt
Organism: Neospora caninum
Lineage: Eukaryota; Apicomplexa; Conoidasida; Eucoccidiorida; Sarcocystidae
Exons: 3
Coding region: 1-2346 (781 amino acids)
Source: RefSeq, a predicted model, not a curated record